UGAACAUUUUGGAGUAUGGAGUUACUUACCAGAGAGAUCAUUCUUUGUAUCGUUGUCAUUCUUAUUUCUUCUUCGGGGAUUUGUACAGCAGUAGAUUGUGGUGGCCCUGAAUUUUCAAGCACAAUCGUGGUUGAUAAAUCCAACACAUCACCAAAUUUCACAUCAAUUCAAGCUGCCAUUGAUUCAAUACCAACGAGCAACUCCAAAUGGGUGAAAAUUCAGAUAAAUGCUGGAAUAUACAAAGAGAAGGUUAACAUCCCAGUGGAUAAGCCAUGCAUCUUUAUCAAAGGCCAAGGUGCAGAUGUUACCACCAUUACAUACGAUGACUACUCGGAAAUAACUACUAGUUCCACAUUCUCUUCCUUUUCAAACAAUCUUGUUGCAUCAGAUAUUACUUUUCAGAACUCGUACGGUUUGAAAAUAUUAGAGAAUUUGCGAAGACAUAGGAAAAGUUAUGGAAUAAGGACUCCAUCGUUGGCGGCAAGAAUAUCUGGAGACAAAUGCGCCUUUUAUAAAUGUAAGUUUAUCGGGUUUCAAGAUACUCUUUGGGAUGAAUUAGGUCGUCAUUAUUUCAAAAAUUGCAUGAUUGAAGGUGCUGUGGACUUCAUAUUUGGUGAUGGACAAUCCUACUAUAAGGAUUGUGUGUUGAAUGUAACUUCUUUGGGUUGCAUAACAGCACAAGCACGCAAUGUAAGUAGUGAUCCAUCUGGUUUUGUGUUUGAAGGAGGUUCUGUGAUAGGUAGUGGUAAUGAAGACUCAUUAUUGGGAAGAGGGUAUCGUCAUUGCUCUAGGGUUAUAUUUUAUAAAAUGAACCUUAGUAGUGUGGUUCGGCCUGUAGGAUGGGAUGCUUGGAAUGCCAAAGACGACGUGACUUGUCUUUUCUACUCUGAAAUUGAAUGUAUAGGACCAGGUUCCAGUACUUCUCAACGUGUUCCUUGGGAAAAGAAUUUGACAGAAACAGAUUUUUACAAACAUUUUCCGUUCGAGAAUUCAUCAAUAAAGAUGGUUGGCUGUCACACUUACCAUAAAGGAAGUAGAGAUAUAUAUCUCUUAUUAUGUAAUUUAGACACCUUGUCUUAUGAAAUAUAAUUCAGAAAAUAUUUUUAAAAUAAAAUAUAAUAUAAGGAACAUAAAAAGAAACAUUACUUUAAUGCAUCUCCUCCUUAUAUUUUAAUAUACAACUUUUAGAUUUGAAAUACU
This is a messenger RNA of Vigna unguiculata (cowpea), 1200 nucleotides long. RefSeq names its product putative pectinesterase 52. Gene Ontology annotation, biological process: pectin catabolic process; cell wall modification. Lineage: Eukaryota; Viridiplantae; Streptophyta; Magnoliopsida; Fabales; Fabaceae. The record is from RefSeq and is a predicted model, not a curated record. Gene Ontology annotation, molecular function: pectinesterase activity.